UUUACUGUCAAACACUCACACCACCUGUCCGUCUCUCCUCCAGUUGGACUUCCGGACGCCGCCGGGUUUCGACCGGACGCGUAACACUGAGAUCGGUAACAAGGACAUCAAGCUGAAACACCUGGAGGAGGCGUUCACCUCAGAACACUGGCUGGUCCGGAUCUACAAGGUCAAGAAGGAGGAGAACAGGGAUCCCCUGGUGCACAGCCCCCGCAGCAGCAGCAGCAGCAGACAAAAGUACACCUCUAAAAAGACGGCGAAGAGGAAGCGUGGUCAUGUGAAGAACAAACUUGCCCUCAAGAAAGGCAAGAAACCGAGCAACAGGAAAUCAGUUUAACCAUAAAAACGACCACAAAGGCGCUACGAGAGAGAGAGAGAGAGAGAGAGAGAGAGAGAGAGAGAGAGAGAGAGAGAGAGAGAGAGAGAGAGAGAGAGACAGAGAGACAGAGAGACA
Oncorhynchus gorbuscha (pink salmon) is the source of this 454-nucleotide messenger RNA. Its product is annotated as dolichyl-diphosphooligosaccharide--protein glycosyltransferase subunit STT3B-like. Gene Ontology annotation, biological process: post-translational protein modification. Gene Ontology annotation, molecular function: dolichyl-diphosphooligosaccharide-protein glycotransferase activity. The transcript has 2 exons. Gene Ontology annotation, cellular component: membrane. Lineage: Eukaryota; Metazoa; Chordata; Actinopteri; Salmoniformes; Salmonidae. The record is from RefSeq and is a predicted model, not a curated record. The annotation marks the transcript as partial.